Schistosoma bovis is the source of this 2124-nucleotide messenger RNA. The record is from the annotation of a GenBank genome assembly. NCBI's taxonomy places the organism in Eukaryota, Metazoa, Platyhelminthes, Trematoda, Strigeidida, Schistosomatidae.
AUGAAACUUAAAGAAGGGGAAUUCACGGCUGCUAUAUAUGGUGCGAUUAAAGAUCAGAAAUAUAAAGAAGCGGUAAACAUGCUAAAUCAACAACUCCUCGUCCAUCCAAGCAGUCGAGCUGCACUUUCAUUACUCGGUUAUUGCUUUUAUCAGCUACAAGAUUUUGUUAGUGCUUCUGAUUGUUACGAACAACUGACUCAACAUUUCCCUGAUAUAGAAGAAUAUAAGUUUUAUUUCGCUCAAUCGCUGUAUAAAGCAGACUUGUUUCAAGCGGCGACUAAAGCUGCAGCUCAAAUUGAAGAUCCAAAUUUUAAGGAAAAACUUAACAAACUCAAUGCUGCUAUACAUUAUGGUGAAGGAGAUUUAUCUGGUUCACGUAGUAUAGUUGAACAAAAUCAUUCUGGUGAUAUUGAUUCAAUUAUUAAUCUUGGAUGUUUAUUCUAUCGCGAAGGAGAUUAUCAAAAAGCUUGCCAACACUUUCAACAAGCUAUACAAAUGACUGGUUUCCAACCACAAUUAUCUUAUAAUAUUGCAUUAUGUUAUUAUCAAAUGAAACAAUAUGCUCAAUCAUUAAAAUAUAUUGCUGAUGUUAUAGAACAUGGAAUAAGAGAUCAUCCAGAACUUGGUGUUGGUAUGACUACAGAAGGUUUAGAAGUACGAAGUGUUGGAAAUACAUUAACAUUACAUGAAACUGCUUUAAUUGAAACGUUUAAUUUAAAAGCAGCUAUUGAAUUCAAUUUAAAAAAUUAUACAUCAGCAUCUGAAGCAUUAACAGAUAUGCCACCAAGAAAUGAAAAUGAACUUGAUCAUAUCACAUUACAUAAUCAAGCAUUAAUGAAUAUGAAUAAAGAACCUGGGAUUGGUUUUCAAAAACUUCAAUUUUUAUUACAACAAGAAACAUUUCCAUUGGAAACAUUUGCUAAUCUUUUAUUACUUUAUAUUAAAUAUGAAUAUUAUGAUUUAGCUGCUGAUGUAUUCGCUGAAAAUGCAACAUUAGCUUAUGAAUAUUUAUCAACGGAUUUAUUUGAUUUUAUUGAAGCUGUAAUUCUUAGACAAACUUCUCCACAAGAUGCUUAUAAUCGUCUUGAUCAAAUGGCUAUUAAACAUACAGAACAAUUAAGACGAUUAACAAAAAUAAUUCAAGAAGCUAGACAAAAUCAAAAUGAUGAAUUAGUUAGAACUACUGUACAUGAAUAUGAUAUGGCAUUAGAAAAUUAUAUUCCAGUAUUGAUGCAACAAGCUAAAAUCUAUUGGGAUAUGGAAAAUUAUCAACAGGUUGAGAAAAUCUUUCGUAAAUCAGUUGAAUUUUGUAAUGAUCAUCCAAUAUGGAAAUUAAAUGUUGCUCAUGUAUUAUUUAUGCAAGAGAAUAAAUAUAAAGAAGCGUGUAAUUUUUAUGAACCCAUUAUAAAACGUCAAUAUACAAAUUUAUUAAAUAUUAAUGCAAUUAUUAUAGCUAAUUUAUGUGUUACCUAUAUAAUGACUAGUCAAAAUGAAUAUGCUGAAGAAUUAAUGCGUAAAAUAGAAAAAGAAGAAGAAGAACUAGAACAACAACAACAACAUCAAGAAGUAGUUCUUGAAGGAGUUGAAAUAGAUCCAUUGAAUCAUCAUUAUUCUAAUAAAAAAUGUUAUCAUUUAUGUAUUAUUAAUUUAGUAAUUGGUACAUUAUAUUGUACUAAAGGGAAUUAUGAUUUUGGUAUUAGUCGUAUUAUGAAAAGUUUAGAACCAUAUCAAAAGAAAUUAGGACCAGAUACAUGGUAUUAUGCUAAACGUUGUUUCCUAUCACUGAUUGAAAAUAUGUCAAAACAUAUGAUUUUAUUAAGAGAUGCUGUACUCAUGGAGUGCAUACAAUUUUUAGAACAUUGUGAAUUAUAUGGACGUAAUAUAAAAGUGAUUAUUGAACAACCAAUUGAACCACAGAAAAUUCAUCCAGGACAAAAUACUAUUACAUAUGAAGCACGUUUAUUAAAAUCACUUCUAUUAGAACUUAUUCAAGGUUAAAAUACAAAGUCAACUAUUUAAUGUUUAAUCUGAAUAACAAGUUCUUUGUUAUUGCUGUCCUCUUUAAAAUGAUUCCUUCCAAUAAAUGUUUAUAUGAUUUGAAGAUGAUGAUGAUGAAGAAGAAGA